This is a messenger RNA of Thlaspi arvense, 900 nucleotides long. NCBI's taxonomy places the organism in Eukaryota, Viridiplantae, Streptophyta, Magnoliopsida, Brassicales, Brassicaceae. The record is from the annotation of a GenBank genome assembly.
AUGGAGGAGUUUAGGGUAACACAUGAGUUUUCAUCUGUGUCGUUGGAUUCAAGAUACGUCAAGGCAGUGCGUUGCCUUGUAGAAGAAGUUAUCGAUAUAGGUGGAAGAGAGGUUGAUCUUUGCAACGACAUUCUUAUCCAACAACUGUUUCCAGGAAGGAGAAGAUCUGGUUUCGGUUUGUCGUCCGAAAUUAAAUCCGACCUAUGUAGUGCAGGUUUCAUGUCUUUGCCUGAGAAUCACGAGCUUCAUAUCAAAAUCUCCAAGCUUCUCAGUUUGUUGCAACAGGUAGAAGAAAGGUUUGACAUUUACUGCAAUCAAUUGGAGCAAGUGACUUCAUCAUUUGAGGAAGUAGUAGGAGAAGGAUCGUCCAAACUAUACACUGGUUUAGCUCUUCAAGCCAUGACUCGACACUUCGGUUCUCUCCAAGAAGCUAUACUCACUCAGCUCAACGUUCUUCGUCGGAGAUUCAUCAUAUCUCAAGAUGUUGUUCCCAAGAUCAUCAGCUCUGGCCUGUCACAGCUCAGCUUAUUCGAUGGGAACACUUCUUCAUCGCUUCAGCGUCUCGGUUUGGUUCAAGGACGACAGAGACAUGCUUGGAAACCCAUCAGAGGCUUGCCCGAGACUUCCGUUGCGAUUCUCCGAGCUUGGCUCUUUCAACAUUUCUUGCAUCCUUAUCCGAAUGAUGCAGAGAAGCUGAUGUUGGCGUCUCAAACAGGACUUUCCAAGAACCAAGUACCUUUCCCUCUGUAUCUGAUUGUGCAUUUUCUAAAAGUAUCAAACUGGUUUAUAAAUGCUCGAGUUCGACUUUGGAAACCGAUGAUAGAAGAGAUGUACAGAGAGGAGUUUGGAGAUUCCUCAGAUGAAUCCAUGCAAAGAGAAGGCAAUGAUGAUUCAAACUGA